UAACUUAUAGUACCAAAUGAGAGUAGUCUAAUAAAAAAGGAAAGUUAUGGUUGAGCGUCUACACACAGAGUGGUAGUGUCUGGUACAGUAUAUAGAUGAAGGUGUUAAAUGUGUUAAUUAUAUGAAUUCAACCUCUGCACGUGUUAUCACCCUGGCUUUGCCCCUAAAUUUCACUGUCAAACGCCACCAUUACAAUAUUGUAGACCAAAGCAAAGUAGUAGCAGUAGUAGUAAACAAAUGGAAAUUCAGAUAUCAUAAUUUCCACCACACCUACUCAAAAAUCAUUCCAUUCUCGCUAUCUCUCUCCGGGUUUGUCUGUAUUCAUCCUUUUCAAAUUUAGGGUUUUCAUGAUCAUGUUCUGUUGGAUCUUUCUUUUUUUGUAACAUUAAGAUUAUUUGAGUUGUUUUGUGUUGAUUGGUGAAGAAUUGAGUCUAGAAUCGAAAUGGGUAUUUGCUAUUCGUCAAGAGGAGGCAAGAGGCGCGAGGGAGAGGAAGAUAAUUGGUGGAAGAGCAAGAACAACCAUGAUAACAUCAAUACUAGCAACAAGAAGAGUGGGUUUGAUGUUAAGUUAAAGAAAACGAGUUCUGGUGAUUUCAUCUCAUUCAUCGGAAAGUUGGGUGGCGGCGGCGGCGGAUUGGCCGCAGCCGGCCGCGGGCUCCAUCAAAUCCCCGGGAGGUUUUUCGUCAACGGCGCGAGCGGCGUCGCCAGCUUACAUACACAGCAGGGUAAGAAAGGAACUAAUCAAGACGCCAUGAUCGUUUGGGAGAAUUUCAGUUCGAAAAGUGAUACGAUAUUUUGUGGAGUGUUUGAUGGUCAUGGUCCUUACGGUCAUUUAGUUGCAAGACGAGUUCGCGAUUCUCUUCCUGUUCUUCUUUGCACUCAUUGGAAUGCUAGUUCCCAUACCGAUGGAAGUUGUCCUUGUGAGAACGGGAUAGCGAGCGGAAGCACAAAGUUGGAGGAAACUGCAGAUGAAGAUUGUUGUGAAGUAUUGGAGGCUGAGGAGAACGAAAAAUUCCCUGAGAUGCAUCUGCCACUGAAGCAAUCGAUACUUAAGGCUUUCAAGAUGAUGGAUAAAGAAUUAAGGUUGCAUCCAGCAAUAGACUGUUUCUGCAGUGGAACAACUGCUGUUACUCUGGUAAAGCAGGCUCAGGAUCUUAUAAUUGGAAAUGUUGGUGAUUCGAGAGCUAUACUGGCAACGAGAGAUAAAGACAACUGUUUGACUGCUGUACAGCUGACAAUUGACUUGAAACCCAAUCUUCCAAGAGAAGCCGCUAGGAUCAAGCAAUGCAAGGGAAGGAUCUUCGCUUUGCAGGAUGAGCCAGAGGUUGCACGUGUAUGGCUGCCUAAUAGUGACUCACCUGGUUUGGCAAUGGCUAGAGCUUUUGGAGACUUCUGUUUAAAGGAUUUUGGUUUAAUUUCUGUACCAGAUGUUUAUUACCAUCGCCUUACUGAGAAAGACGAGUUUGUUGUUCUUGCCACUGAUGGGGUUUGGGAUGUCCUCUCAAAUAAGGAAGCUGUAGAAAUCGUUGCCUCAGCCCCUGGUCGCGCAACAGCAGCCAGAGCUCUUGUCGACUGUGCUACUAGAGCGUGGAGGCUUAAAUAUCCCACUUCCAAGAUUGAUGACUGUGCUGCUGUAUGCCUCUUUCUGGAACAUGUAUCCGCAGCUGAUGUGGCUCAACCAGAGAAUGUCUCUACUAGGACUCCAGAAGAGUCAAUGCAGAGCAUUCCUGUAAUAGAUGGGGACACUAGGAGUUCAGGUAGUGGUGAUGUUUCAGCUUCUCAUGCUUCUGUUCUUGAGCAUUGGGGUGCUUCAACAGAGACUAGUGAAAUUGUGUCCGUUUCUGAGUCAAAAGAAGAAAAGCUUCCCGAGAGGUGCCAGAGCGAGUCUAAGAGGAGCCUGGCUGAGUGCCUCUCAACUGCUGAGGAAGAGGAAUGGUCAGCCCUUGAAGGUAUUAGCCGGGUCAAUACCUUGCUAAGUAUUCCCAGGUUCUUGUCUGGCGACAAAAGAUCAGCCAGUUGGAGGAAAUGGUUAUGAAACAUCUCCGAGGAUUUGUUUUCACACACAAUCAGAGAGAGAACUGUGUCUGUUUUCAUAAUCUAAUUAGAAUCAUUUCUUUUCUCGAAGAUCGAAUGAAUGCCAUCUUAUAGCUGUAACAGAAAGUCUGCGGGUUUCAAGUUGCCUGAAGCAGAUGGAAGGGAACCACCCAAUGCCCACCUCGGUCGCAAAAAAUCGCCAAACUAGGUCUCUGUAAGUUCCAAGCUGCAAGAUGCACAUGAAGUGGGUGCAUACAAUUUGUACAAACAUCAAUACACAAGAACGGAAAGCAGCAAUUAGGUUUGUUGUAUGUCUUGCUAAAAUGAUCAGUUGCAGAUUUUGUUUAGUGAUAAUGAUACAAUUUGUAGGAGGAUGAAUUAUGUAAGGAUUUUUUUGUUCCUUAGUCAGAAUGAGCUUUAAUUCUUGACUGUGUUUAGGUUAGUUUCAAAGGUCUUCUGUUCAAUGAACAAAAUUAAGUAUCUUUAUAUGCAGAAGGUUGGUAGGUGAGAAUAAUGUAUUUGUUAGGUACUCGCUUGGUGCUUUUGAGUGUUUUAUUUAUGUUUGUUUUUACUUUUGGGUU
Cornus florida is the source of this 2615-nucleotide messenger RNA. Its product is annotated as probable protein phosphatase 2C 6. The record is from RefSeq and is a predicted model, not a curated record. The transcript has 5 exons. NCBI's taxonomy places the organism in Eukaryota, Viridiplantae, Streptophyta, Magnoliopsida, Cornales, Cornaceae. Gene Ontology annotation, molecular function: protein serine/threonine phosphatase activity. Bases 443 to 2035 code for a protein of 530 amino acids. Gene Ontology annotation, biological process: protein dephosphorylation.